GCCAACGUUUUCAGGACACUGUUCUAUGUGCUUUGGUACCCAGAAAACCCUGCAGACAGUUUAGUGCAUUCCUUCGUUGCUUCUAAGCGGAACUACUAUACUUGUUAGCCCAGACGGCCAUUUAUUAGCGCCUAUCACUUUAUGAAAUAUCUGCACUUUAAUGUUAUGGACACCCAAGACUGGCGCUGACGGUUUUAUGCCUUGUUCCGCAUCGGUACAAGAGCGUUUGGUCUAGCCGCAGCAUUGGCGUCACUCCGCUAGGAGUUUACUUAGAAUAGCAUCAGGGCUUACCUUCCCCUCUUACUGGAGGUAGAGCUGAAGGAUGACGGCUAGGCCAGACAGAGAUGGACUAGGGCCCCGUGGCUGCUCUCGCAUGAUGCGUAAGGCGGAAGCCCUGGGCAUGGAAACCCGCAACGUCCCCUCCGCCUACCUCCUCCCCGUGCUCAGCCGCGGCGGCGGACCCGGCACCCUGUACGGCGGCUCCCUCUCCGGCACCUCCCACACCGCCAUCGCCGCGGGCGGCUCCUUCCACGAGCCCAUCAACCUCUCCCCCAAGACCAUCACCGCCAUGCGCACCACCCGCAUGCUGCAGUCCCUGGGCCAGAAGGUCAUCUUCUCCAACGACCCCUACGUCAACUCCGCCUUCGAGUCCCUCAUCACAACCAAGGUAUCCGGCGUGCCGCCCGAGCUAGCGCCCGACCUCACGGAGCUCAUCGCACGCAAGCCGCCCGGCGGCAGGCUACGACCCAAGGGCUCCAAGGCCGCCGCGCUGCGCCGCGCGAAGAGGCUGGUGGGGGCGGGCGCCAUUCCGGCGGCCACGGAGGUGCCCUUUGUGGAUGCGCUGCGAGUGUGCGACCUGGAGCGGGACAAGUCGGCGCUGCCUGCGUUGCUGCGGGCGUAUGUGUUCAACAAGCAGCGGGUGGUGGUGCCGAAGCUGGAGGAGUACUGCGAGGCGCUGGGGCGGCUGCGGCCCUCGCCCAUGCUGCAGGCGGCGGCGCUGCUGAUUCAGCAUGGGUACUUUUUCGCGGCGAUCAAGGUUGUGUACAGCAGCUUUGACGCGUUGCAGGCUACGCUGAGCGAGAUGGAGUCGCUCAUCUCGCAGCACAUGGACUCGGGCGACUGGGACACGGCGGCGGCGCUCUGGCACUGGAAGGACCCCGACCGGGAGCUCUUCCUAAAACAGUUCAAGGAGCUCAAGAUCAUCGCCUACUACCUGGACGUGCGCAAGCAGCUGCGGGCGCUCAAGGAGCAGGGUGUGGUGGCGCUGGCGCGGGUGGAGCGCGAGAUGCUGCUCAAGGUGGUGCAGGACUUCCGCAUGCAGCUGCAGGAGGACUACGCGGCAUACCAGGCGCAGCUGGCCAAGGAGGCGGAGGAGCGGGCCAAGGCAAAGGCGCGGCUGGAGGCGCAGGCGCGUGCUGCCGCGGAAGCCGCUGCCCGACGUGCCGAGGAGGCCGCCAAGGUGGAGGCCCGCGCGCGUGCAGCUGCGGAGGCCAAGGCCAAGCGGGAGGCGGAGAUGCGGGAGAAGGCGCGCGAGAUGGACCGCAAGCGUGAGGAGGUACGGCGGCGCGCUGAGGAGGCUCGGAAGAAGGGCAGCUCCAAGAUGCUGCCGCGGCCGCCGGAGUAUGCGCUCAUGGCGGGGGCGGCGGCGGCCAUGUUUGAGGAGGGGGUGCACGCGGACGACGGACCGCUCGUGGAGCCUGAACCCGAGCCGGAACCUGAGCCCGAGCCCGAGCCCCAACCGGAGCCGGAGCUGCAGCCGGAGCCCUCAGCCGCGCAGUCGGAGCAGCAGGGGCAGGAGCCCGCGGCGCCCGAGCCCGAGGCGUCAUCCACUGUGGCGCCGUCUGAGGGCGAGGCAGCUGCGAGUGUAGCCGGGUCGGGCGAGGAGGGCGGGUCGAGCGUGGAGGCGGAAGGAGCGGGGGGAGUGGAGAGCAGCGAGGCUGUCCUCGCUUCCGAGGCAGGGGACACGGUUUCGGAGCUGGGCGCCGGUGGCCGCAGGACCACCGGCUCCGGCUCGCGUUCGGGCUCCCGGCCAGGCAGCGGCGGCAGCAGCAGCGGUGCGGCGAGGAGCUCUGAGGCGGCGGAGUCGCAGGCUACUGCUGCCCCGUCCACCUCGGAGGAGGAGGCUGCCGCACCGGCGCCACAGCCCUCGCCGGAGCCGCCGGUGGGUCGGCCGCCUGUGCGGGUGCACUUGCGGCCUGGCAGUCGCGGCCUGCGUGUGAACCUUAGCAUGGACGAGCGCCGCGUGUCGUCGGGCGGGUCCGCUGCCUCGGAAGCGGAGGAGCUCAAGCGGGGCAUUGAGGAGAUGCGUCGCGCCAUGAGUCAGGAGCGGCGGCGCACGAGUGAGGCCGCGGAGCAGCUGAAGCAGAUGAGCGGGGUGUCGAGCAGCCGGCCCUCCACCGCCACACCCGCCAUCCGGCUGAACAUCAACCUGCUUGCGGACGGCAGUGCGGAUGAGAAGCUGCAGGAGAUGGAGAAGGCGCUUGAGGCGGAGCGCGCGGAGUUCCAGCGGCGACUGGAGGAGGAGCGGGCGGCGCUGGCGGCGGUGCUGGCGGAGGAGAAGUCGAAGCUGGAGGAGCACCUCACGGCGCAGAAGAAGCUGUUUGAUGAGGAGCGGCAGCGGCUGCUGCGGGACCUGUACGAGCAGCAGGGUCGCGACAUCGACCUGCAGCUGGUGGCCUCCAACCAGAGCCUGGAGGCGCUCAAGGCGCAGCGCGACAUGCUGCGGUCGGCGGGGGGCAACGCGGGCAGCAGGAACUCCUCGGGACGCAACGCGGCGGCGGCGGAGGAGGCGGCGAGACUGGAGGCCGCGGUCAAGAUGUUGGAGAAGAAGCUGGAUGACGAGCUGGCUCACAUCAAGCAGCUGGAGGACGAGAAGAACCGCGUGGAGCAGGAGCGCACCGUCCUGGAGCAGGCGCAGCGCAUGCUGGAGGCGCAGAAGAGCCAGGCGGAACUGGAGAAGGCAAAGGCGGAGCAGGAGAAGGGCGCGCUUCAGGAGCAGAUUGCAAAGACCAUGCGCAUGUUCCAGGAGCAGCUCGCGCAGACCGUCAAGAUGGCGGCCAUGCUGCAGGCGCAGCGCAUCCUGGGGGCCGCGACGGGCGGAGCGGCACCUGCCAUGAUGGCGCCUCUGGGCCCCCUGGCCACCCCCAUGGGCACCCUGCUGGGGCCGCAGCCCUCCAGCAACAACCUGGUCCCGCCGGGUGUGCUGGGCGCGCAGCCGGGGAUGUCGGGGCUGCUGUCGUCGGGGAACACGAGCAUGGGCGGGGCGGCGGCAGCGGCGGCCGCCGCCGCGGCGGCUGCGGGUAUGACGGGUAUGCCUCCGACGCUGCCUGGGUCGGCGGGCAUGGGCGCGGCGGCGGCGGCAGCGGCGGGGGCCAUGCUGCCCCCACCGGUUGCGGCGCUGCCACAGGAUGUGGACGAGCCGCCGACGCAGGAUGAGAUCGUUGCAUACGGCAAGUAUCUGGGUAUGGAUGUGGUGGAGGACGCUGACCUGCUGCACAUCGCGGAGUGGGCGCUGACGGCGCCGCUGCCGGAGGGCUGGACGGUGCACCUGGACGGCGAGGGCAACGAGUUCUUCUACAACGCCGCCACCAACAACUCCACGUACGAACACCCCAUGGACGAGCACUACCGGGCCUACUACCGCAAGAUGAAGGAGCAGAAGCAGCUCGCCAAGAUGGCGGAGGCGCAGCAGGCGGCGGCGGCCGCAGCAGCAGCGCACUGAGGAGGGCUGCGGAGGACAGUGGGG
Molecule: messenger RNA, 3745 nt
Organism: Astrephomene gubernaculifera
Lineage: Eukaryota; Viridiplantae; Chlorophyta; Chlorophyceae; Chlamydomonadales; Astrephomenaceae
Source: the annotation of a GenBank genome assembly